AUGGCUUCCAGAUCGGCUAGGAGGCCGGAUCGCUGGUACUAUUUUGCAUACGGUAGUAAUAUGAGCCUAAAGCAGAUGGCAGAACGAUGCCCGUCGUCUCUAUUCAUGGGAAAGGGCAGAAUUGAUGGAUACAGGUGGCAGAUCAACCAGCGUGGUGUUGCAAAUGUUGUCGAAUGCCGGGGAGACUAUGUCGAAGGUCUUAUUUACCAAAUCGACGCCAAGGACAAACGACAACUAGACCGCAGCGAAGGCGUAGCGCUAGGUUUUUACAACGAUGAGCAUCUACACACUCUGUUCUUGCCCUUGCCAAGCUGCGGGAUCAAGACCUUCCAUGUUGCGAAGGAACUUGAGAUGGACGAUCAGCCUGAUCUCAGAAAACCAGAGCACGAACCAUCCGCUCCCGGACCCAAGAGGAGCAACGUAUCAGAGUCCACUUUUGUUGAUCAAAAUCCAUCGCACCAACCAGUAUCGAGGCAUCCGAGACAAGAGAGCUUAGAGAUGGUUGAUGCCCUUGUCUAUGUUAGCCGCGAAUACAAGGACGACGGAUUAAUCAGAUCAGAAUAUAUUACACGCAUGGAGAAGGCGAUCAUCGAUGGACGGAAGAUGGGAUUGUCAGAUCAAUUCUUGAAUCACCUCGAUCGUACCAUUCAUCGGGAGCUUCCACGUCUGAAUAACGAUGCCUUCCGAACCAGAUACGGUCCUUAUGCGAGAAUGGAAAUUGGUGGUACAAGCCACCAGCCGUACGGGGUCUUGGAAAGCACUCGACCAAGACAGGAACAGGACGAACGAGUGUCGACAAUUCGGCCCAGCUAUCCAAGGUACGCGAGGGUGAUAACUAUCCGGCCGAGGUAUCAAGACUUCCACGAUCUCGGUGGCAAUCCCAGAUAUGCAGAUGAAAGACGCCAUCGACCGACUUACGAUACUGGAAGACAGCCAGAGACUCAAGAAUGGAGCAGGGGCAGGUCUCCGACGAGAUUCAUGCAGAGUCGAGGCUGGGACGAACGGGGCGGUGCAGGAUCAACUACGCUUAUCAAUUCGCGUUACCAUGUUGGAGGUCAUCCUGAGCAGGUUUUUGAGUACCGCCGACGCGGUAGCUCUACUCCGUACUAA
Messenger RNA from Penicillium canescens, 1110 nucleotides. Its product is annotated as gamma-glutamylcyclotransferase family protein. The transcript has a single exon. Gene Ontology annotation, molecular function: gamma-glutamylcyclotransferase activity. NCBI's taxonomy places the organism in Eukaryota, Fungi, Ascomycota, Eurotiomycetes, Eurotiales, Aspergillaceae. The record is from RefSeq and is a predicted model, not a curated record. The coding region runs from base 1 to 1110 and encodes 369 amino acids.